Planococcus citri (citrus mealybug) is the source of this 5949-nucleotide messenger RNA. RefSeq lists its product as uncharacterized. NCBI's taxonomy places the organism in Eukaryota, Metazoa, Arthropoda, Insecta, Hemiptera, Pseudococcidae. The transcript has 12 exons. Gene Ontology annotation, molecular function: DNA-binding transcription factor activity, RNA polymerase II-specific; RNA polymerase II transcription regulatory region sequence-specific DNA binding. Gene Ontology annotation, biological process: regulation of transcription by RNA polymerase II. Gene Ontology annotation, cellular component: nucleus. Bases 702 to 5522 code for a protein of 1606 amino acids. The record is from RefSeq and is a predicted model, not a curated record.
GGCGCAUGCAUGGGUCUGAUGCGUAACUAGUGGUGUUGAUAUAUCGAUAUCUUAAACGAUAUAUCGAUAUGAGAUCCAAUAUCGACAUAUCGAUAUGAAAAAUCAAUAUCGACGAUAUAUCGUAUCGUCAAAAAUUGAGGAAAAAAUGCACGAAAACAGCCAAAAAUAUGAGUAAAAAUUGAAAUUAGAAAGAAAUUUUUAAAAUUUUUUCAAAAAAAAAUUUUCUCACUUUUUUAAAAAUCUAUAAAAAAACUUUUUGUCGUACCAAAUUUUUUGCAGUUGUUGUUAAUUCGCAAUUAAACUUAAAUGACUGAGUAUACAAAUGGGAAAAAUAGGUACUUUCAAGGCAAUAUUGAAGAUAUCGAUAUAUCGUCGAUAUAUCGUCGAUAUACCGAUAUCUGUUGGAAAAAUAUCGUGAUAUAUCGAUAUAAAAUUUUUCUAAAUAUCAACAUCACUAUGCGUAACGGAGAUGGUAGGGUGUUCACGUUUGUGUGUGUAUUGUACGUGUCUGUGUCGUUACUCGUACUGUAUAUGUGUUUGAUGAUGAAAAUGAAACUUUACAAAUUGAACCAAAAGACCUUCCUUCCUGCUGUGGCUGCUGUGAAAAAUUCAAGACGAUGAACGUUUCAGUAAUGUGUGUGUGUUUUUUUUACAAUGUACCAUAAGAAGAAUGUUGAAUUGAUAAUUUAAAUUUAUUCAUCAUGGAUAAGGAUAAGAUAGAUGUACGAUCAAUCCUAGCCAAGGCAGAAGAAUUUAGAUCGAUAUGCCUUUCAAAUGACCGAGAGCGUUGCGCGUUGAAAGAAGCUCUAAACACUGCCCAUUCCCGAAUUGCGGAAUUAGAACGUGACCUCGCUAAGUCUCGACAAGAGACUCGAAAAGCCGAAGCAGACAGAGACGAUCUACGUAUAGCCCUCGAGAAACUACAGAGCGUUUUUACCGGUGAUCCAAAUUCGCCUCAAGAUAAAAACACCGGCGAUGUACCGUCCUCGUUCAACCCAUUUCAAUCGAGAUCGACUGCUGAUGAAGUGCAUAGCAUAUUGGCAACGCCAACGUCUAAAAGAGAAAUUGAAAACCAAAUACCCUCGCCAUUAUCUAAAAGCAACGAUGGUGAUGCUGCAGUCGUCCAUCACGAAGAUGUUAUACCAGAAGAAAAAGAACCACGGAUCGAAUCAAAUUCCGAAUUUAUCUGCAACAACGAGAUCGCCAACGACAUCUCUAAUUAUUUUUCUUCGUUCGUUGUAGAUCCUCAGACCUCAAGCGAGGAAAAUCUGCUAAUGUCGGCGAUACCGUCAUCAAUAAAAAUGGUCCUAAAUUCGUACCAAAGUUUUGAUAGGAAAUACCUAGUAUUUGUUAUCAUUGAAACCGCAACGGACUCAAAGUCGUGUCAUUUCUUAUCGAUCGAUGAUCUACUGGCAUUACCUGAAAAUGAAGAUUUACUCGCUCAAUUGCAAGCCAGUCAGUUGAUGUCGAGCAUGCCGGAUGUCGGUAAAAAUUACGUGUUUUUUACGGUAGUUAGUCACCUCAUUACACGAUCGAUGACAUCGUUAUCAAAAACGAAUCCUGCCCAUGAUGCUGAUGCGAGUACCAGCGAUAUAACUAAUGAUCAUACCGAGCCUGCCGAUGGAGAUACGAUCACUGUGAAGGAAAAAGUUGCGGUCAAGAGACGUGGAGCUCCUCGAGGUCCUCGAAAAAAACUGCCAGCCAAAAAAAUAAAACCAUCUUGUGUUUCAGAAGUAGAUACCGAUAUUGAUUAUGUUGCAAGUGUUGCAUCUUCCACUGACUAUGAAUCAGAGGAAUUCAAAUCAGAUUUCGAAAUAAAAUCGUCUACAGCUGAUAAAAAGAGUAAAACAAGAUGUAGAGUGUGCGAUAUCGUGGAUCAUGAAGUCAAUUAUUUUCAUUCGUAUCAAGCUCUGAAUUGUCAUAUUAUAGAAGCGCAUCCAUUCAACGCAUACCCUUAUUACUAUCGAUGCCCAUACGGAGAUAAUGGAAAUGAAUGUAUUAGGCAUUAUACGAAAAAAAUAUCUUUACGUAAACACAUCGAAGCUUGUCAUCCAGACGUACUAAUAUCUACGAACAUUUUGUUGAAUACUACUAAUCCGAAACCCAAGUCAUGGCAGUGCGCCUAUUGCGGUUGCACGUUCGCGAGUCAUCGUAUCUACCUGAAACAUAUGACCGAUACGCAUCCAGGUUUCGCAGAAACCGUGAAAGUGUCUGCGUCUGCGAAAACACUCGAGUCAGAACCACAAGUCAAAUCAAAAAAGGUACCGUCUAGUCCCAAGUUGAUUAUUAAACGGAAACAAGGAAAAUUCAGCGUGUCGAGAAAGUCAUCGUUGUCGAGUAUUGAUGAGGAUUACGUACCGGAAGAAGUUGGUUCUCCACCAACUCGUCGUCGGAAACUUUUCCUCGAGGAAGAUAGUCUCGAAGAAGACAGUAGUCCUAACACCGUCGUCGUUAGUGCUGAAAUCCAUUCUGUGUCAAACGUAGAAUCAUUCACCAGCGAAAUCGAGAAAUCUUCCGUACAAAAUAACGAUUUAGUUGACGUUGAAGAUAAAAGUAAUCAAGCUUUCGCUGCUUCAUCAGAUCCGGCAGAUUUGAACGAAUUCGUGUUAAAUUCUGUUUAUGAAAUUUCUUCUCUUAUUAAUCAAAAUGUCGCUGACGAUCGUCAUCCUGCAACCAGUUCGAUACUGCCCGAACCGUGUUAUGAAAAACCACAGUCUUCAGUACUUCCAUCGUUACCUUGUCUUUUGGACGAUUGUUCUGGGUGUGAAUUUCAUCCAAAAACGUUGACUUUGGACGACGAAUAUGUGUCAUCGUGCAGGGAGGAGAUUCUAAAAGACUUAUAUUCAAUACCUGAAAAUCCACCUGCAGUGUCGAGUUCGUUUACUGCGCCAUUAUCGAAGUCGGAAUAUGAUUCUGAGGAAACCGACAAAUCGAAACGAGAUGGAAGCUUAAUAAAUUCGCAGUCAUCAAAUCUUGUGGACGGUUUCGAUAUUGUUAAUAUCAUCAUCACCGACGAUCGUGUUGACAGCGAUGUUCCUUCUGCGAGUUCAGAGAUUGAUCCACAGAGUGACGAAAAUGAUUCUGAUCAGCCACCGUUGCCGAAAGAUUCCAGUCAGCUACUCAACCCUGUGAUAGAUGAUGGCGUUAUUCAGUCAGCGGCUGUAAUUGAAGCAGAGAAUGAAGAAAGUCGAUCAGAUAUCCUUAGUAAUACGUCUCAUGCACCGGGAGACGAUGGUGAAAAAAAUGUAUCUCCAAGCGAAAAUGAAAAUUGUACAAUUGUCGAAGAAAUUGAAUGUACUGAAGAUAACAAUCAUGAAAAACUUGUGCCAAAUGAGGAGCAAUCAAUUCUCAGAGAUGAUCGAAUUAGCAGUGAUAUUCAAGUGACCUCUUCUGACGAUGAAAUUAUUCCAGCGAAUGAAAAACCUCUUCUCGAUAACGAUGAAACAAUUCUAGCCGAAUCCGUCACUGGUAAUAGUAUUCCUGCUGUACCGUCCACUGAUCCAAGUCCGACUCCGAACCAUGAAAACAUUGACGAAACCGCUCGAGAAGAUACGAAUGCCACCGCUAUGAUCUCUUCUGAUACAGAAAACUUAAUUACGACUCCGAUUUUGUCCGUAAAUGAAACUUUGCUCCAGAUUCCGGAAAAAUGUCAACAUUCUAACUUGAAUGAAAAUCCCGAACCUUGUAUACGCCCAAGGACACCAACGAUAUCUGAAAAUCAUGAUCGUACAGCCAUUCCAGAAAUUUCUGCUUCGGAAGAUGCUGUUGAUAGUGAAGAUGUUCCGCCCACUGAUCCAAUUUUGUGUCCGAUGAACCCUGAAAACAUUUCGGCACCAGCCAAUUUGGUUUCAAUUACAACUGACGAAACCUUUCGGGAAAAUACUGUGGUUGCUUCGGACACAGAAAACCCAAUGCUUCCGAUUUCGUCUGAAAAUGAAACCUCGCUCGAGAUUCCGGAAAAACGUCAACAUUCGAGCUUUGAUGAAAUGCCCGAACUGUGUGUAUCCCCCGAAGCUAUCUCACCUUAUCCGGAUGGCAGUCCUGCCGAUGAUACGUCGACGUCUAAUCUUAACUCGACUUUUUACGACGAAUUUGGCGUUAGUGAAAUCCAAACGAUCAACGAAAAGGAACCUUCACAGGAAAUUACCCCUUCUUCGGUGUUGACUGAACUCGAUCUUUCAUCUCAAAAAUCGAAUCAUGGAACUGAAAAGUAUCCAUUAUUGAGAAAUAUGUUAACGCCACGCAGUUCAACUAUCAGGUGUACGAACCAGAUCAUCGACGGUGUUGGAAUCGAAAUUGAAAUUGGGCCGCAUUCUUCGUCGCCAUCCUCAUCACAAACUUCAGAUCUUGUGAAUAUCCAAUCGCCAUAUCAAAAAGAACCUCCUUCCAGUGUAGAAAUCGGUGUGGAUGCUACGAGUAAAUUAGCGUCAUAUCCAGUGUUAAACCUGAAUACCGACUUUUCAUCGAUGUUGAAUCGAAUGUUGACAGACCAGAGUUUGGGCAAACUUUCGAAUGAGAUUGUCGAAAAAACACGAGUGGAAAUCGAUGCGUCUCGUUCAUCUUCGCCGACAUCAGAAUGUUCCAAAAGCUCAGAAAAUUUGGAACAAGUCCAAGAAAAAGAUAAUUUUGAGGAUGAUGAUGUUUCUGAAAUAGGAUCAGUGCCGGCUUCGUCGCCCUUGCCUUCGCCACCCGAUCAAAUGUCAUCCAAUGACACCAACGCCACAGAGCAUCAAAUCGCCGAAACUGCCGUUGAAAAUUCUCCGUUGACUAUGUCUUCAAACCAGUGCGGUCUCGACAAUGAAGAAGAUCCCGAUGCGAAGUAUUAUAGUGCGUUAACCUCGAGGGAUAGACUUAUUAAAGUCACGAUAUUGCUUCCUCGGUUAAGAAUCGAGAAGAACAGACCAAUUUCUUCUCGUUACCACUUGAGAGGACAAAAAUCUAUCGGACAAUUGAUUUCGAGUGCUAGAGGAAGAGGCGCUAAAUUAAGAAGUGCUUUUUAUUGCAAAAUCUGUGGCCAAAUUUGUUUUACGCGUCUAGUUUUGAGCCAUCACAUCAAUGGAAAACACCGAGGAGCCCCAGGUACCAUUAUGUGCUCAAUUUGCGGUUUUGUCUCUCAAAGUAAAUCUACAUUGGCGAGUCAUCGAGUCAGUCGCCACAGCCUUGUAUCGUCGGAUUUCACUGAAUGCUCAAUUUGCGAAUCAACUAACCAGCCAAAAGUGAUUUACGAUUGUCAAGAAGCUCUAAACAACCAUAUCAUCAGUACUCAUCCUAAUCCGUACCCAAAUUACAUCAGAUGUCCGUAUUACGAAGGCGAAUGUGAAUGGCAUUUAGCUACUUUUGACGAGUACCGUGAUCAUAUCGAGACUUAUCAUCACCGGGAAGAUAUGAGAAAUCCGCUAGUGAAUAUGAUUGCGGAAAUGCCUUGGCAAUGUGUAAUUUGUGGAAAAGUUUUCUCCUGCGAUGCGCAUUUGAGCCAUCAUAUAAGAAGAGAGCAUGGCAGUUUCAAGGAAACGGAAACCUGAGCGAAGAGAUGACUGCCAUAAUUAAGUACAACUAUGAACUAAUUAAUUUUCAAAAUAUGUUGCGUUUGUACAACUCGGCCGUGAGUAAUUAUAAGGUUUACUAUCGAAAGAAUCGAAAAUUAUCGAGUACCUAACGUUUAAAUAAUUAGAUAUUGCUCAUUAUCACUAGUCAUGCUCAGUUUCUAAAUGCACCAAGUUUUUUAAUUUGUUUUUAUUUUAAGACGAGUUGAAUGAUGAUAUUUUUGAAUUUUAUAUGUCUAAUUUUCUUGUUUUUAUUACCGCGUAUUAUUUCGUUUCGUUUUGUUUGUUUGGUAAAAUUUAGUUAUCAUUGUUUUCGUUAUUGUUUAUUUUUAUAAUGUUUUUAAAGAGGUUUUCGGUUUUUGAAAAUCAUUUUUUAAUUAUAUAAGAAUGAUAAAUUAUUUAAAAA